AGUUUACAGAUCUUAAGUUUGCGAUAGCAUUGUUCUUAAGAAAUGCUAACAUUUUACUUAUCAUUGAAAAUUGUUUUGGUAUAGUUGUUUCUUUUCAUUCACUGUUCAUGUUAAGUAUAUGGUAAAAAUAUGAGAAAUAUAAAUUUAAGUUUACCAUACUUAAUUUAAGAUCUGUAGAAUCUCAACUCACUAAGUAGUGUAGUGGGAGAAAAAGGCCAUCCAAUAUCAUAUAUGUGCUAUGUAAAACUUCACAGGCCUAACUGGAUGUUAUCGAUCGCACAUAUAUGUUAGCGAUGGAUCGGUAACCUGAGGGGAUGGAUAAUUCUCCUUUGAAUCAGGGAGAAAGUUCGUUUUCAGUGUUGUUGAAUUGAUCAAAUCAAAUCAUCACAAGUAUGCAAAUCUCACCUCCAACAACACCCUGCAAAUAAGGAAACAGUUCUUGGAGAGUGACUGUGAUCUCAUCAAAUGUUGAUUUGUGCCCAUCGAGAGCAGCGACGGGCAGAGUCUUUUCAACGUGGAGGAAGGCUAGAAGAGGCUGCUGAGUGUCAUGGCAGAGCUGCUGAGCUGUUGAAAGCAGCAUUAAGCCUAACCAAAAACAAUCUUGCCCUCCAGAGCAUUACUCUGCAGUAUGAUCACCACCUGCGACAGCAUCAACUCCUUAGGUUCCGCAACAAGCAGUUGGAAAAGUACGUGAAAGCAAUGGAGAACCAACGUGUCAAGAUUGGGAGUGUGAGUGGAAGCAGUGGCUCAGGCUCAGGCUCUGGUUCAGGACUAGGUUCAGGCUCAGGGAGUCGUGAACUACCCAGCUCUCUUGUGUCUAACUUUGGCAAGAAGGCUCAUACAAUAUCAAUGGAAAUGGCAAAGUAUUCAGAAAAGUUUGAUUCUAUACUUUAUCAACUAACUGUGGAAGAAAAUGAAAUCAAGAGCCAACAGGGACUGUCAAACUUUUCUCGUGAAUCUCAAGAGAUGGCUGCUCCCUUUGAGAAAUUAGCAACAUCAGCAGCAGUAGGUGGUGCAAAAGAGUUGGCAGCUGUGGUGGAGGAGUUGCGAUCACUGCAUGAUCACCAGACUGAUCUUGUAACACAACUUCUAAGUGAACUCUCCUCUGCUGAAAAAGAAAAUUCACUCCUUAAGGCUCAGGUCCGGGAGCUGCAGGCUCGGUGUGAAGGCUAUGAAAGUGAACGGAGGAGACUGCGGGCUAUGGCAGACUCCAGUUGCUCACCUUUUGUGUUCUCACCACUGAGUGAAUUCUCUCCAGACCCUCCAGAUGUGCCUGAUCUGGCUCCUUUGGAGAUGCCUCCAUUGGACUUCUUAGACAACCAUGAGGCAGACUCUUAGUUAGAAAUUAGAUCAUAGACAGUAGAGUGCAAGAUUCUAGGAGUAUGCCAUGUAUUUUGUAUUUCAUUCCAGGAAAAGCAUCCAUUAUUCAUCAUCUAAAUAUAUACAACUUUUGUAUGAUAGUUUUACACUGACAAAAUCCAAAUUACCAUAAUUUUCUGAAGUAAUACUAUCAAUUAGUAUAUGUAUCACAUCAUGUAAGUAUUAUUAUUUUACAUAUAAAUGACUUUUCUCAUCAUUGAAAAACUUCUUCCAGUCUCUUUCAAGAGAUAAAACAAUAUAAAAAGUAUCCCAAAAUUGUAUGUUUGCAUUUAAUGGUACUGCUUUUGCACCAGUGUCAGUAAAAGGGAACAAAAGAAUCUUGGGUAUACAAUACAUUUUUUGUAUAACUCUUUAUUAGUCUCUCUCUCUCUCUCUCUCUCUCUCUCUCUCUCUCUCUCUCUCUCUCUCUCUCUCUCUCUCUCUCUCUCUCUCUCUCAACUGUUAAUAAUAUUUACUUAUAAGAUUUUAACAUUAUACAAAACAAGGUUUGCAUUAUUAUAAGUCUUCAUUCAUGUGCAUGCAAUUUGGCAAUUCUAAGGAUAUGAGUCAUAUUUCCCUGUAUUUAGCUAGUUGUAUUUACCUAGUUGUAUUGUACAGGGUUCGAGCGGGGCUCAUAGUGUCCUGUCUCCAUGUCUCCAUUUGUCCAAUUUUUCCUUAAAGUUAUGCACAUUAUGUUUUGUAACAACUUCAUUAUUCAAUUCAUUCCAUUUUUCCACUGUUCUGUGUGGAAAACUGUAUUUUCUAAUGUCCACACAUUGCCUCAUCCUGAUCUUUACAUGUCCUCUUGUCCUUCUAUCUUCUGUCACCAGCACCAGGUCUUUCUUGGUUAUCUUUUCAAUGCCAUUGACUAUCUUGUACAUUGUUAUUAGGUCUCCUCAUUCUCUUCUAUCUUGUAAGGUUGGCAGUUCCAUUUCCUUCAGCCAUUCUUCAUAUGUUAGGUCCUUUAGUUCUGGCACCAUAUUUGUAGCAAUCUUCAUUAUCUGUUUUAAUCUUAUAUGUUUUUUUUAGAGCUCUUAUUACCACACCAGAGCUACAUAUUCCAGCUUUGGAUAUAUCAUGCUUGUGAUAAUUUUUUUCAUCAUAUUUUUGUCCAUGAAUUGAAAUACCAUUCUUAUAUUA
This is a messenger RNA of Portunus trituberculatus (swimming crab), 2499 nucleotides long. Its product is annotated as nuclear receptor-binding factor 2-like. NCBI's taxonomy places the organism in Eukaryota, Metazoa, Arthropoda, Malacostraca, Decapoda, Portunidae. Bases 466 to 1338 code for a protein of 290 amino acids. Gene Ontology annotation, biological process: autophagy. The record is from RefSeq and is a predicted model, not a curated record. The transcript has 6 exons.